ACCAACCUUUCACUCCUUGUCAGUCCUUACUCCAGCUAUCUCCCUUCUACUAUUCCUCUUAGGAGUUUUAAAUUUUCAGAUUUCAUAUAAAAUGUCAUACUGUGAUAUCAUCCAUCUUUUCCUGCCUUAAUUCACAAAGCAUGAUAUUUUCCAAAAUUGCCUAAGCUGUAGCAAAUGGCAAAAGUUCCUUUUCUUCUAAGGUGCACAAUAUUCAUUAUUAAGUGGGUGAUUGUGUGUGCAUUUGUAUGUGUGCAUUUAAAAACAGGUCAAGGUCAUAUAUUUAUAUUUCGACAAAGAUAUAAAGGUUAAUAAGCACAGAAGCUGAUACUCAAUGUCACUCAUCAUUACAGAAAUGCAAACCAGACCCAUGAUGUCAACACAUCCUGUUGUGCGUCUGAAAUGUAUGCAAUAAAACAAUGAUUUAGUUGUAUGAGGAAAUAAGCCAGUCUCACAACAGUGUGUUUUCUCUCAUGAAAGGAAACUAGGGGGCAGAAGGACAUGAACGUAGAAAGGGGACUAUUAGAGGGGUCAGGAGGAGAGGGUGGGGUUUAAGAGAAGGCAAUAGAAGAGGCGAAGAUGAUCAAGUUACAUUAUAUGCACAUUUGAAAAUAGCACAGUAACCCCAUUAUUUGGUGUGGCUGAUAUGCACUAGUGAUAAUCUUAAAACCCAUAACAAGGUACCACUUCACACCCAUAUAAGGGUUACUGUCUUUGAAAAUGGGAAAUGGAAGACAAUGUAGAGGACUCUUGCCCAUUGCUGCUGAAAAUGUAAAAUGGUGGCUCCUGAAAGAAACAAAAAUAGGACAAGCAUAUGAUCCAGCAACUCCACUUUAAGCAUAUACCCCAAAGGACUGACUUGAGUCAUGUCCCAAGCCCUGAAAACAGGUUCUUGAGCCAGGAGCCUUUUAUGCCUGCAUAGUCAUAGCAACUGCAUUCACAAGAGAUAACACGGAUGCAACCCGAGUGUCCAUCAACAGACACCAUGGGCAUCUGUUACACACAAGGGGAACGUCGCUCAGCACAUGCUAUGCUCCCGGUGACCUGAAGACGUUACUGUAAGUGAAACAAGCCAGUCACACCAGGACAGAUGUGCACACUUCAUUUACAUGAGGAAGCUGGAGUGGCAAACUCACAGAAAAGGACAAUAGAAAGAGUGAGUUCAGGGGCAGAGGAAAAUACGAAGACAGUUUGUAAUGGGUGCAGAGUUCCACUCAAUGGAGAUGAAAGAAGUUGAAGGGCUGGGGGUGUGGCUCAAGGGGUAGAGCGCCUGCCUAACUGAGUUGAAGGCCCAGUAAUGCCAAGAAAGAAAAAAAAUAGUGGUAAUGGCUGCAGAGCAGUGUGAAUGUACCUCCUGUCACUCACCUGCACAGGAGCAAUGGUUAAAAAGGUAAAUCGUGUGUACAGUUUACCAAGACCUCAGCAAAGUGAAGCCCAACAUUUGACUAUCUAAUCCACAGAGAAGAAAACUCUGAGUAAUAAUCACACGGAAACAUUUCUAACUCAUUUGCUGAUAUGAAAUGACAGAUUAAAAUCCGAUGAGACACCAGUAUCUACCAAUGAGAAUGCUGAAAAAUAGAAGUCAGUCUUCAAAAAUCCACGCCAAAUGCUAAUGAGGCUGUGGAAAAUCACGUGAGCCGAUGAGAACUAUAAUUUUACCUGUAGGUGCACUCAAGCUGUGCGAAAGCAUGAUAGCUUUUGAGACACGUUUUGCUGUGAGAUGUGGAUCUGCUGUGUGACAAGAAGUCUCCUAAUCUGUGUGGAGAGGACAAAAGAAUUCCUUCUGUCCACUCCACACCAAUGACAGAAUUAAUGGGACAGUGGCUUUUUCUGAAGUCGUUAAGAACACAAGUUCUCCUUUUGUAACACAGGAGGACUCUGCCUGGUUCUUCUGGAGAUGUCCCUGACCCUUCAGGAUUCCGUGCACAACAUGCCAGAGAAAAAUUCUACCCUCCUUUUUGACAACACUGGGGUUUGAACUCAGGGCCUCAUGCUUCUUGACCACUCUGCCAGCCCUUUUUUGUGUUGGGUAUCUUUGAGAUAGGGCUUCCCUAAUUACCCUACCCUGGGGUGGGUCUCAAAUCACGAUCCUCCUGGUCUCUCCUUCCCAAGCAGCUAGGAUUUCAGGUGUGAGCCACCAGUACCCAGUUUCCAUUCUCAUGUUGUACAAAUAUUCUACCAGAGCCUGCAGCUUUGAAUCUCACCACAUGUGUAUAUGGUAAGAGGAUUUAAGACUCCUGCAUGGAACAGCUCAGGGUGGGAACCAGGACAGAGGUGUCUCUUCUUACUCCAGCCCCAUCAAUGCACAGAGCUCACUGUGUGCUUGCUGAAUGAAUGGAUGAAUGAAUGAGUGAGUGAAUGCUGGCUUCCACUCAGACACAUGCAUUCUGUUGUAUCCUAUAUUCUGUAGGACUGACCUCCCACAGGGUAAAGUUGACACUGCAACACUCUGGAACCAGGUUGGAGAUGACACUCUUCUUAUGUAAACUACGGUGCACAUAAAAGGUUCUCAGAAUUCAGGGUUGGUGAAUCAUGCCUGUAAUCCCAACACUUGGGAGGCUGAGGUAGGAGGAUCCUGAGUUCCAGAGAAACCUGGACCCAUGACCAAACCCUGUCUCAGUCAAACUAGUGCUGGGGAUGUGGCUCAGUUAACAAGUGGUUGCCUAACUUGAUUAAGGUCUUUUUGUGGUUCUAUCACCAGCACCCCCAAAAAAAAUCCCCUCAGAAUGGGAAGUCCUCAGACUCUCACCAGUGUCCAGGUUCUGGCUGGGAUGCUGCAGGGAGCCCCUGAGAUGGGGCCAGGACGCAGUCUCUGCAUCUUACUUGCUCCUCCCUGGCAGUGUCUGUGUUCUCUUCACUCUUUGGUCUUGGAGCUUCCAUCCACUCUACAGAGAGGACAACUCCCACUGUCUGUGGGCGUGAGGUUCCUCUUCUGUGAACCUCCCAGGUCUCAGGCUCCUCCCCAGCUUCCUUGGGUCCCACGGUGCUUCUCUGCCUGUGCCCACUCUUCUCUGCUUACAUCAGGAGCCCAGGACCCUCUGCCUCCAGCCACGAUGCUGCUGCCCCUGCUGCUGGCUCUGCUGUGGGCAGGUGAUUUGUCACCAGAAGCCGAUACUGCUUUUACCAAACCGUGUGAGGAUAAGGGUUGGAAAUGCACAGUGCAAGUGAACAAGUCCAUCACAGUGCAGGAGGAGCUAUGUGUCCUCUUGCCCUGCAGAAUCCUCUAUUCCUAUGACGAUUCUUACUUGUUUACUCAUUCCUACGGUUACUGGUUCCGGGCAAGGACUGACACACGUCACAACCUUCCAGUGGCCACAAACAACCCAGAAAGACAAGUACAGGAGGCCCAGGGCCGGUUCCACCUCCUCAGAGACGUCAAAGAUGACUGUUCCCUGAACAUCAGAGAUGCACAGAGGGGUGACAGUGGCUCAUUCUUCUUCUGGUUGGAAGCACGGACAUACAAAUUGAGGUGCUGUAGUAACCAGGUUUCUCUGCAUGUGACAGCCCUGAAUCACACCCCCCAUAUCUUCAUCUUGGAGACCCUGGAGCCUGGCCAAGUUAGCUAUGCCACCUGCUCUGUGACUUGGGCUUGCGAACAGGGAUGCCCCCCCAUCUUCUCCUGGAUAUCAGCUGCCCUCACCUCCCUGGGCCCCAGGACCACCCUCUCCUCAGUGUUCACCCUCACUCCUCAGCCCCAGGACCAUGGCAUCAACCUCACCUGCCAGGUGACCUUCCCUGGAGCUGGGGUGACUGUGGAGAGAACUGUUCAGCUCAACCUUUCGAGUGAGUGUCCUCAUUUCCUGAGGGUGUGAGGAUACAGGAAGGCCAGCCCUUGAGAUGUGUGGUUGCUGUGUCCUGGAGGCCUGUCUUAGUAGGGUACCUGGAAGGACAAGGUCCUGUCUCUCCUAGUAUUUUGGUUCCAGGGCUGGUGCGGGGAGAGCUGCCCUAUCUCACCUUCAUGCAAGGGAAGAGAAAAAACGCCCUCUCCUGCUGUACCACAAUGCCUCAAAUACCCCACAUCACUGUCCUGAGGUGCUGGCCAGGCAGGGAGCAGCCUCCCUCCUUGUUGCAGUUCCUGGGAAUGGUCUCUGCAGGUCUGGUCAGACCUGAGUGUUCAGAUUCCAGUGUAGAGAGGCCACCAUUAUUCCCAGCAGCCCACAGCCUCCUCCCCAUGCCCUCUGCUAAAAGAGAUGUCAGGUGAGGAUCUUUGGGGCUCAGCAGCUUCACCCUGCCCUCCUUAAAGGGGUUGGUUUUUCCUUCCAGUCACAGAACAUAGUGCAGACAUUUCAAAACAACUGUUGGUGAUUAGGGCAGUUUAAGGUUCACAGCAAAACUGAGUGGCAAACAGUGGAUCCCCUGUGCCUGUGGCCCCCAUACCUGAACAGCCCCGUGCUGUCCAUGCCUUGUACCAAAGCUGGCCAUGAUUACAAUCCACGCCCCUUCAUACACAUCACCGUCACCUGGAGUUCCAGGUCCCAUCAGGUUCAU
Molecule: messenger RNA, 4485 nt
Organism: Castor canadensis (American beaver)
Lineage: Eukaryota; Metazoa; Chordata; Mammalia; Rodentia; Castoridae
Source: RefSeq, a predicted model, not a curated record